Molecule: messenger RNA, 1793 nt
Organism: Gloeophyllum trabeum ATCC 11539
Lineage: Eukaryota; Fungi; Basidiomycota; Agaricomycetes; Gloeophyllales; Gloeophyllaceae
Exons: 6
Coding region: 12-1619 (535 amino acids)
Molecular function (GO): metal ion binding
Source: RefSeq, a predicted model, not a curated record
AGUAGCGAAAGAUGGCGGAAGGCAUGCCUCUUCUAAGCGGACCGCCGCCGGAUUCGAACGAAGGGGACUCGUCUCAUUGCAGGAAGUGUGGCAAGGAGUUCGGUCUAUUCACGAGGUCGAGGAAGUGUAAUCACUGUGGCUAUAUGUACUGUCAUUCGUGCUCGGACUACCAGGCCCUCAUGCCUCGAAGUGCAGGUGGCGCUAACACGGGAUAUGACACGAUGCCAGUCUGUGCAUACUGUAUAGAACUUCUACAGAUCACUGCAUCCGGGAAGUCUAAGCUUCGCUCGCUUCCAAUGGGCAAGUUAAAGAAGUAUAUUGAUGCUUAUAACCUGAAGGCGAAAGGCGCAGUCGAGAAGGACGACCUGAUCGAUGUCAUCGUGAAUGCCCGAGGUGCAAAUGGGUGUCUUCCUCCAGAGAGUGAACACUACUAUCGCAAGUACUCCGUCCCUAAUCCAAAGGCUUCAUCCUCAUCGGGGACGUCCGCCGCCAACGCCGCCCGUAACUUCUUCAACCGAACCUUCGGUGAUUCCUCCCAGUCUCAACCUCGACCAGCGCCAUCGUCACGAACCCAACCACAGCGCGCCCGCACGCAGUCCCACCCUGAGUUCCCCAGGCCAGACUUAGACCCGAAUUAUCAGAGACAGCAGCAGCAACGCGCACGGCCGCAGCAACAGCCACAACAACAACAACAACAACGGCGGUCUCAGCCACAGUACCACCCACAGUAUCCAUACGGUCAAUACGCAUACCCACAGCCGGGCCCGUACCCAUACGCAUACCCGCCACCGCCAAACCCUUAUGGCUAUGGAUACCCACCAUACCCGUACGGUCCACCGCCCCAGCCUGCACCUAACUACCCCUACGCUCAGACCCCUGCGACGGCCUCCCAGCCACACAUCCCUCGUACACAGUCCGCUCAGCCUCCACCGAGGCCUGCAUCUACCACUGCACCCGAACGGGAGCGGAUACCUAGUCUAGACGAAUUGCUAAAUAUGACCGAGGAUGAUAUCUCGAAGAUGAGCGUGCAUGUGUUGAAGGACGUGUUGUUCCACAACCAUGUGCCUGCGAGGCAGGUGCUGGAGAAGGCGGAGCUUGUCUCGAAGGUCAUGACACUAAUAGAAGACGAGAAGCGCGAACGUGAACGCAAGCGAGAAGAAGAGCGGCGCGAAGAAGAGGAAUACCAAGCGCGUCAGAGCGCCAUGAGGGAAGAGCUGAGAGCCAAGGAGCAGAGAGAGGGAGAAGAGAGGGAGAAACGCGAAAGGGAAAAACGCGAAAGGGAAGAGCGCGACCGCGAGGCGCGCCCCUCUCAGGAGACGCCAGCGGAGAGCGAACCCAAGAAGGACGAGGAUGCAGAAAUGAAGGAUGACUUUGAGAAGGCCAAAGAGCAACCGAAGCCGCUGCCGCCCAAGGCGCAGGCCAUGGCUGCUACGCUAGAACGAACCGGGCUAUGCGUGAUAUGUCAAGAUGAAGAAGCCAACAUUGCUAUUGUCGACUGCGGACAUUUGGCAAUGUGCAGGUCCUGUGCGGAUCAUGUUAUGUCUACUACGCGCGAAUGUCCGCUGUGCAGGACUAGAAUUGUGACGGAAGCCCGGCUCUUGAGAAUAUUUAAACCGUAGUCAAGUGGAAGCAUGAUCUCUUUUGGCCCUUCUUGGCGGAUGCAUAUCCGGGCUUCGACGUGGCUUUCUCCAUUUACGCGGGGUUUUGUGGUCGUCGGCGCAUGCAUGUAGGAGAUGUACGAGUAUAACAUAAGUGCUCGUCCCGACUUCGAGAGAUCUAGAGCCGCUUCAUAA